This is a messenger RNA of Elephantulus edwardii (Cape elephant shrew), 5403 nucleotides long. It is a transcript of the gene PARP14, whose product is annotated as poly (ADP-ribose) polymerase family, member 14. The transcript is spliced from 17 exons. Gene Ontology annotation, molecular function: transcription corepressor activity; NAD+ poly-ADP-ribosyltransferase activity; nucleic acid binding. NCBI's taxonomy places the organism in Eukaryota, Metazoa, Chordata, Mammalia, Macroscelidea, Macroscelididae. Gene Ontology annotation, biological process: negative regulation of gene expression. The coding region runs from base 1 to 5403 and encodes 1800 amino acids. Gene Ontology annotation, cellular component: cytoplasm; nucleus. The record is from RefSeq and is a predicted model, not a curated record.
AUGGCUGCGCCCUGCUCCUUCCCGCUGCUGGUCAGGGGGUCCUGGGACCCCGACCCUCCGAAGAACCUCUCCAUUAAGUUGCAAGUGUACUUCCAGAGCCGGAAGCGAUCGGGAGGCGGGGAGUGUGUGGUGCGCGCGGAGCCGGGGAGCCCGUCCACCUUCGUGGUGCUCUUCUCCAAUGAGGACGUGCGGCAGAACGUUCUGCAGAGAGGGAACCACGAGUUAGUGUGGCCAGAAAAAGGAACUUUCAGGCUAACUGUUGAGUUGCCCACACCCCCAGAUGAAGUCCAGGAUGACCAUGCAGAGCAAGUGCCAAGCAGGGAAUCUGUGCCCAAAGAAGACGCCAGAGAACCAGAAGUAUCAAAAGAAUCGGAUACAGAAGUCUCCCUCAACAGAAGAGCAGAAAAACUGGACGCUGUGCCAAAAGAAUGUGAAGAUAUUCCAUCUUUGGUGGUAUUUGAAAAUCUCCAGGAAAAUGUGACUGACAUUAUGCUAACCCUGUUAGUGGAGAAUGUCAGUGGUCUGUCAGCAAACAAUGAUGACUUUCAGGUGGAAUUCGUACAAGAUCUUAAUGUGGCGGUAGUUAGCUUUAAAAAACAAAUAGAUAUCCUGAGAUUUAUUGAAGUUUGUACCAGAUAUUCAGCUAAGCAACUCCAGCUUUCUCUAAGACCUCUGGAAGUGACAAAAGUCAUCAGAGUUGAAAACCUGCCGCCUGGUGUUGACGAAUGCUACUUAAAACUUUUAUUUGAAAAUCCCCACAGUGGAGGAGGGACUAUUGAGAGAAUUCAGUAUUUGCACAAAGAGAGUUCGGCGCUAGUAGAAUUUUCUGACAGAAAAGUGUUAGACACCAUCAUGACCAAAAAAUUUACCUUCAAAAAAAUGCCUCUUUCUGUGUUCCCGUACUAUCCUUCCUUGGGCACGGCUUUAUAUGGCAAGGAGAAGCCUCUGAUCAAGCUCCCAGCACCAUUGGAAGUGCCACUGGGUCUUCCCUUAUGGAAGUUCUUACAGAAAAAGAAUCACCUCAUUGAUGAGAUAAAUAGUGAAAUGGAGCGUUGUCAUUGUGAGCUAAUCUGGCCCCAGCGUGAUGGUGUUAUCGUCAUUAGGCCUGCACCCACUUUAGUGGGUCAAGGAAGACAAAGAAUCUAUUCAUGGAGUGAGGACACUUCUAGAACAUUCUCUAACAUCAUAGCAAAAUACCCAGUUAUCACAUUUGACGUGGCCCCAGUAGUGUGGGAGUCCAUCAAAAAUGACAUAGAAGAUGACGAGGUUUUGAUUGAAUUUGAUGCACUUGUGGAGAAGGUGACCUUUGUGGGGAAAUCAGAGGAUAUACAAAACAUUGAACCACAAAUCAAGAAAUCAGUAGAGACCCUCACUGAGAAAAUGAAAAAGGAACAGCAAAGCUUGAAAGAAAUCAUGUCCAUUUCUCUAGCAAGAUACUCUCUUUUGUGCUGCAGUGAUCUGCUGGAGAAGCUACGAAAGGAGUGCCCAGAGGUGGAGAUUUCUUAUGAUGCAGACACAGGACAUCUGUGCCUUAAAGGGCUCCGUGCUGACGUGUAUAAAGUCAAGUGUGAAAUUCAGGAAGUGGUGCACACGAUGGUUCAGAAAAACGUUCAAGUUCCCUCUGAGGUUUUCCAGUUUCUGCAAAAGGUAGACUGCCAACAAUUCUCUAAGUCUCUUUUUAGAGACAAGAAAAUCCUUGCCACAUAUGAGCUUAAGGAUGCGUCUAUACUGCUGACUGGCAGUUCUCCUCAAGAUUUAACAGAAGCUGAAAAGCAAAUGGCCAGUGACUUAACUUACAAACGCAUUAUAGUUGAGGACAAGAAUGUUCUUAAACAUAAAAGAUGGAAAGCCCACAUUAGCAAUUUGCUUAAAAAACACAACUCUCCCUCAAAAACAGUAAUGAUUGAUGAGUUAACGUCAGACACUAAAGCUGAAGUGAUCAUUGCAGGCUGGGUGAGAAAGGUCAAUGAAAUCUAUCAUUUGCUUUUUGACUUUGUAGAAAAACACACAAAAAUAGAGAAAGUGGUUGAACUAAAAUCCUUCAUAGUGGCUCAGUACUUAAGGGGAGAAAAGAGGCAGACCUGGUCAAACAUAAAGAACAGAAAUGUGCAGCUAACUUUCAGACUUGAGAACAAGCAAAAAGCCAUUUUACUAACUGGCCCCAAGAAUGAAGUCCUGGAGGCAGUGAAGAUUAUCCAGAAAACCCAAGAGUCUGUCUACGUGAAAAGCAUCAGCAUUGAAAAACCAGGAGCCAAGCAUUUCUUUCAGGAUAAAGAACGAUAUUAUAGGAGUGAGGUCAGACAGAAAUUUGGUUGUUACAUCGGGCUCCAGGAAGAGGAAACAAAGGGAGACGCAGGUGGAAAGCAGUGCCGGGUUAGGGCCAGCUUGGCUCCUGGUGUCUCGCUGCUGGUCCACCAGGGUGACUUGACACAGUUUCCCGUAGAAGUGGUGGUGAAUGCUGCAAAUGAAGACCUCAAGCACAGUGGUGGCCUUGCUGCUGCGCUUUUAAAAGCUGCUGGCCCUGAGCUCCUCCUUGACUGUUUCGAGAUAGUGAAAAAGAAGGGCAAGGUCCAGCCUGGUAACGCCGUUGUCUCAAUACCUGGAAAGCUCCCAUGCCACCGUUUGAUCCAUGCAGUUGGGCCCAAGUGGAAGACAGAGGAGGCACAGAGCUGUAUUGACCUGUUGAAAAGAGCGGUGAGAGAAAGUCUCCGUUUAGCUGAGAAACACCAGCACCGGUCCAUAGCCAUCCCAGCUAUUAGUUCUGGAGUCUUCGGCUUUCCUUUAGACCAGUGUGUGGAGACUAUUGUUUUGGCCAUCAAGGAAAGCUUCCAGCCUAACCAGAGCGGAGGAUCCUUGAGAGAAAUUUACCUUGUGGAUUCAUCCCAGAAGACUGUUGAGGCUUUUGCUGAGACUGUGAAAAUGCUAUUUAAAGACACAGUGUCUGAUAAUGCUUCUCCACCCAGUCUACCAUUAGCCGAUCAACCGACACCAAGAAAAGAUCCUGAAAUUGGCAGCAUUCUGAUAUCCCAUGAAGGCCUGAGUAUCCGUCUAGUGAUAGGAGAAGUGCGGGAUGUAAGGACCGAUGCCAUUGUCAACUCCAUCUCCUCGGAUCUUGUGCUUACUAACGGGCUCCUUUCUCGAGCUAUCUUAGAAAAAGCUGGGCCAGAGCUCCAGACAGAGUUGGACCAACUCAGACAAAAUGUGCCAGUCAAAACGGGCACAGUUCUCACAACCGGUGGCUAUAAUCUACACUGCCAGCUUGUGCUACACGUGGUGCCUCUGCAGUGGGGAAGUAAUAACACAUUGUCAAGAAAGAUUAUGAAAGAUAUAAUCAGAGACUGCUUGCAGAUGACAGAGACCUGGUACUUGGAAUCCAUUACAUUUCCAGCUAUAGGAACAGGAAAUUUGGGAUUCCCUAAAACCUUAUUUGCUGAAUUAAUAAUUUCAGAAGUACUCGAAUUUAGUAGCAAGAAUCAGCUGGACACUUUAAAGGAGGUUCAUUUUCUGUUACACCCAAGUGAUCAUGGAACUAUUCAGGCAUUUUCAGAUGCAUUUGCCACAAGGCUUAGUGGAAAUCCCAUCAGUGACAAAAUUCCCACGGCUGCAGAUACACAAGGCUUAUAUGGAACUGUCUCUAGCCCUAAUUUAGAAGUGCAUGAGAUGAAGAUUGGCCCCAUCAUCUUCCAGGUGGCCUCUGGAGAUAUCACCAAAGAAGCAGCAGACGUGAUUGUAAAUUCAACAUCAGCAACAUUUAGUCUCAAGUCAGGGGUCUCCAAAGCCAUUUUAGAAGGUGCUGGACCAGAUGUGGAAGUGGAAUGCUCUCUUCAAGUUCAACAGGGCAAACACAAUUAUAUAAUUACCAAAGGUGGACGUUUGAGGUGCAAGAAUAUUAUUCAUGUAAUUGGAGGAAAUAAUGUCAAGAAAUCUGUGACCUGCAUUUUGCAAGAGUGUGAAAAAUUGAAUUAUGAGUCCAUUUGCCUCCCAGCCAUUGGAACCGGGAGUGCCAAGCAAGACCCAGAUAUAGUUGCUAAAGCUAUGAUGGAUGCCAUUGAAGAGUUUAUCCAGAAAGGAUCUGUCCAUUCUGUGAAGAAAGUAAAAGUUGUUAUCUUCCUGCGUCAAGUCCUGGAUGUCUUUUAUACCAACAUGAAAAAAAGAGAAGGGUCUCCAUUUUCUCCUCAACCAUCGAGGCUGUCUAAAUUUGCAUCAUUUUUAGGUUUGUCACGACAACCUAAAAAAAACCCAAGUCCUAUGGUUUUAAAAAAAGAAGCAGAAUCAGCAGUUUUCCAGGUGUGUGGUGACAAUGAAAGAAAUAUAAGAAACGCUAUCUCCUGGAUUCAAGAUCUGAUUGAAAAGGAACAGUUUACUUACACCAAUGAAGAUGAGUGUAUCAGAGACUUUGAUGAAAAGAAUGAUCAGGAAUUGAAAACACUGCAGAAGACCUUAAAUAUUGACCUUUUCCUGGACUACCAGAAACCUUUGAUUAAGGUUUGUGGAAUUACCAGGGAUGUCAUGACAGCUUCACGUAUGAUCGAGGAUAUAAUCAAGAGAGUUAGAGGAGCCAAAGAACAGGAAUCUCAGGCUAACUGUAUCAGUGAAUUUAUAGAAUGGCAGUAUAAUGACAACAACACAUUUUGUUCAUUUGACAAAAUGACAAACCUGCAGUUGGAGAAUGCAAAAAGAGCAAAGCAAAAGACAGUUAGUGUCAAAAUUAAAAAUCAGAGCUACACUGUGGACUUACAUACACGCACUGCUACAAGUGCAAAUGGACACAGCUUACCUGUUCAGCGCCUCUGCAAAUUUGAAGUUGAGACCCCCACAAACUGGACUGAUAUGAAGCAGCAGACUUCCUGUGUGGUGAAGCUACAGCCUGGUAAUCCUGAGUAUAACAUUGUGGCCAACAAGUUUAAUGAGUCUUGCUCCAACUUCAGAAUAGUGAAGAUUGAGAGGGUCCAGAAUCCAGAUCUCUGGAAUUGCUACCGGGCAAAGAAAAAAACCAUGGACGCCAAGAAUGUUCAGACUUCUAAUGAGAAGCUCCUCUUCCAUGGGACAGAUGCAAGUUCAGUGCCAUAUGUCAAUCAAAAUGGCUUUAACCGCAGUUACGCUGGCAAAAAUGCUGUGGCAUAUGGAAAGGGAACCUACUUUGCUGUCAAUGCCAGUUACUGUGCCCGUGACACAUACUCCAGACCAGAUGUAAACGGGUUCAAGUAUAUGUACUACGUGCGGGUCCUCACUGGAGUUUACACGCAUGGAGAUAGUUCCUUAAUUGUGCCUCCUUCAAAGAACCCUCAGGAUCCUACUGACCAGUAUGACACUGUCACAGAUAAUGUACAAAACCCAACUUUAUUUGUUGUUUUUUAUGACUACCAGGCUUACCCAGAGUACCUCAUUACUUUUACAAAAUAG